ACCUAAACUAAAACCCCAGGACCCAGCACCUUUUUUUUUCGUCUUCUUCUCCCGCAAGCCACGGGCCCCGCGGCCGCGCCGAUUGCCAUGUCGCGAGCCCUCCUCCGCCACCGCCACCUCCUCCUCACGGGGGCGCGGAGCGGCGCCGCCGCCCACCCCUUCGCCGCCGCCGCCUCCUCCUCCCGGGCCGCCUCCUCCCACACCGCCCGGUCCGUCCAUCCCUCCGCCGCCGCAGCGGCCGCGGGCGCCCAAGCGGAGCCUGCGGCGGCAGCGGCAGCCGCGGCGGCUGCGCCCGAGUCCUCCGCCGGAGCGGGCGAGCAGCCCUCGCCGCCGCCUCCCCCCGCAGCGCGCGGGCGUUGGGGCCUGCUCAAGUUCGGCGCCUUCGCGGCGGUCGCUGGAGCCACCGGCGGCGUCGGAUACGCCACCUACGCGUAUUCGCUGCCGGAGGUCGAGGAGAUGACGCGGGAGUUCAGGACGAAACAAGCGCCGACCGUCCCUGACGAUGCUUCCGCGUUCGAGAAGUACAAGGCUAUGGUGUACUCGAAAGCUAUGAAAGCUCCCGUUGCAGCAAUAGAGAUGUACUUGGAUGUUAGGAGCACAAUUGAAGACCAUGUCAGGGGCUUUACUGAACCCACAUCAGACAAACUGCUACCAGAUCUACUUCCUGAAGAGCAGCAUGUCUUCACCCUAGUUCUUGAUCUGAAUGAAACACUUGUCUACUCUGAUUGGCAGCGUGAGAGAGGAUGGAGAACUUAUAAGAGACCAGGAGUUGAUGCAUUUUUGGAACAUAUGGCAAGAUUCUAUGAAGUUGUUGUGUAUUCUGAUCAGCCACCUAUGUAUGUUGAACCUGUGAUUGAGAGGCUGAACUCAAGGGGUACCAUUUUACACAGGCUAUCAAGACCUGCAACUAAGUACAUGGAUGGAAAGCAUUAUCGGGAUUUAUCGAAGUUGAACAGAAAACCUCAACAGGUUAUUUAUCUCAGCGCCCAUGCUCUUGAAACUUGCUUGCAACCUGAAAAUUGUGUUGAAAUCAAACCUUUUAAACUUGAAAGUGAUGACACCCGACUGCUUGAUCUCAUUCCGUUUCUCGAGUAUGUGGCCAUGGCCAGACCUUCUGACAUUAGGACAGUGCUUGCAUCAUAUCAAGGUCAUGAUGUUGCUGCUGAGUUUAUCGAGCGUUCAAAGGAACACCAGAGGCGAAUGCACGAUCAGAGCAAACAUGGACGCUUAUGGAGACGGUGAAGGAUCCUGGAACAAUUAUGCACUGAUUUAUUUGUGAAUUCUAGUCAUGGUGGUGUUUCUGAAAGAAAAGCAUAUGGAACCUUUGUCCUCGUCCGUAGUCAAAUUAUUGGCUGCUCUGUAGGGAUAUCUCGUAGUUUUGGCAGUUUAGGUUUUGGCUGAUUGAGGCAUCCUAAGAUCAUCGGUUGAAUGGUCAAUGUUGAGACCAUGUGAUUCAAAUUUUGCUUUGAUGGAGUUGUCACCACGUGCUUCAUAUAUGCUGAAAACUGAAGUGCAGAUGUUCUUCGGCGGUUGUAGCAUCUUCCGUCAAAUUUUUUUUUGGAUUAUCUGCUUCAUCUGCAGGUGUUCUUUAGAUCUGUAGAAUCGAAGGGAUCUGCCUUUUGUCGACAUGUAACAGGGGAUCUUUAUGUGGGAAACCCUGGUACCGUAAAGGUUGUUUCACUCAUUGAGUCAUCCGAGUCUAUUUUUUCUUA
Molecule: messenger RNA, 1712 nt
Organism: Setaria italica (foxtail millet)
Lineage: Eukaryota; Viridiplantae; Streptophyta; Magnoliopsida; Poales; Poaceae
Product: mitochondrial import inner membrane translocase subunit TIM50
Exons: 10
Coding region: 88-1242 (384 amino acids)
Molecular function (GO): phosphoprotein phosphatase activity
Source: RefSeq, a predicted model, not a curated record